AUGAAGUUCUCCAUUGCUGCUGCUGCUGCUGCCGCCGGUCUCCUCAGCGCCGUUAGCGCUGCCUCUCUCCCUGCUGCCUUCACCCUCGUUGCUGAGGGCGGUUUUACCGUUCUGACUGACGGCGAGUACCUCUACUACGGUUUCAACAGUACCGACGCCAACCACAAGAUCGCCAUCUUCCACGCCACCCCCGACACCGGGGCUGUUUCCUACACUGCGGAGGACCAGACACCUACCGGCUGGCAGAACCUGUACGUCGUCGAGAAGGACACCGCUCCUGUCGGCCUUACUCGUCCUCACUCCGGUGCCGUCCCCGAGGGCGCCAGCACCGUCGACUUCAGCGUCAACGACAAGGGCCUCUUCGCCCACGGCGGUAACGCUUAUUUCGCCGUUGAGGGUUACGGUGACAACCCCGUCAAGACCGUCUACUGGUACGGUCGCCACAGCUCGACCUACCGCGCUGCCGACCUCUAUGUUAAGGAGUUCAAAUAG
Molecule: messenger RNA, 492 nt
Organism: Aspergillus alliaceus
Lineage: Eukaryota; Fungi; Ascomycota; Eurotiomycetes; Eurotiales; Aspergillaceae
Exons: 3
Coding region: 1-492 (163 amino acids)
Source: RefSeq, a predicted model, not a curated record